Messenger RNA from Paramacrobiotus metropolitanus, 2469 nucleotides. RefSeq lists its product as uncharacterized. NCBI's taxonomy places the organism in Eukaryota, Metazoa, Tardigrada, Eutardigrada, Parachela, Macrobiotidae. The coding region runs from base 840 to 2222 and encodes 460 amino acids. The transcript is spliced from 11 exons. The record is from RefSeq and is a predicted model, not a curated record.
UGAAACGAUGUAACAUACUUUCGAUUAUGGUAGUUAAUGAAAUGAUUGCAAUCCUAACCAGAUACGGAUGUGCUGCGUAUGACGAUUCCAUGCCGACCCAAGAGUUUCCGCUCGGAAUCUGGUGGCUAUUUUUUCCAUCCGCUGGCAGUAGAAACGUUCGGGACAUUUGGAACGGAUUUUGCUGAGUUGAUCCGUUUCGUCGGCCUGAAGAUCCGUGAAGUUACUUGGGAGAGCCUCGAUCAACGGCCUUUUUGAGACAACGUUUAAGGUUGGCGGUAAUCAGAGGGAAUGCAGCGGCUGUUUUAGUUCGGCAGGAACGAGUCUCAUCAACCACGAUCGAAAUGGCAUUCUCAGUGGUAAUCGACCCAUAUGGCAGUUACGUGAAUUUUUAAAUUUCUGAAUGCCACUGGGUGACUGACUCAGAGGCGUAGAGCGGUAUGGCGCCGUGAGAACGUCGCCCCUAACGAAUGGCAUUUAAGGGCUCUUCUCCCCAUCUUCCCCCUAGAGUGGCUACGCCGCUGGUACCAGUCUCCGUCUUUUUGUCUUCCGUUGUUUCAAUUGAUUUCGGUGUUCAAAAGUGUUCUGGAUGCAGCUCUGUAUUCCCUUUCUAAAGUGUUGAAUAAAUCUCAUAAGCUGUGAAAUACAGAAUCACUAUGAAGAUUUACUUAAAACUUGGAAAUUAAUCUUCGUACGCAACAAGUUCAGGAUUUUGUUGGAAAUUCCUGCCCCUUUGUGUGGACCCUGCAGGGAGAACCCUACGGAACGCUCUGACUCUGAGGCUCACUGAGAAAGUAAUCUGUUAAAGAAGUUGGCUGGACCUUUUCCGAUGCCUGGGACGGAUGGUCGCGGAAUUCGUUGAAAACAACGAAACAGCAGAUUCGUUGGUUGCUGAAAGCAUAGAGUUUGUUCCGUUAUUGGCCGAUAUCAGCAAUUUCUUUGUGGAGCACUAUUUCCUACACUUUGAAAUCAAGGUUUGCCUGGAUGAAAAAGUCCCUUGGACUUCUAUUUCCCGUUCGAGCGGCGCGAUAAUCGAGGAAAUGUAUAAGCGGCUGGAGAAUCUUAACAAAAAACGAACUGAUGCUGUUAAACUGAAGAGCGAACAUGAGAAUGCAUCGGAUGCCAGAUGCUUGCAGCUGGUAUUGGAGUCCAAGUGUACAGAGUGGGACCAGAUGGAAAGCGAAGAAGGGAAACAAACUUAUUUUAACAGCUGCCGGAGUUUUUUCAACAAUUGUUCUGCUACCAGAGAACAAAUAGAGGAGAGAUUGGCUGGGUUGGCUGAAGUGCUGAAUGAUUAUCAUAAGGAAGGCUUUCACCAUAAAUAUAAAGAUAUUGUGGCGGAAUAUUUUGGAUAUUUCAAGGACAUGUAUCUCAGUUAUAAGAUUGAAAUGCCAGAAGUCCUGCAGUAUCCAGAUACAAACGAUCGCAUCCCACUGAAGGCACAGAUCUCUCCAAUUCAGGUGCGACGAGUUCGCGCUGCGGAACAUAUGCCUCCUGCUCCUUCAGUCUUUAUGCAUUUGCGUGGAACUUCCUCAACCGAACCAGCGGUUUCUCUACCCGAAGAAAGUAAAGGGACAGAAAAUACCACAGAAAGAUUAGUGAUAACGACUGCAGUGAUACCGUUCCGACCACCAAAACGGCGUCAUUAUUGUGCGCCUUUCAUUGAUCCUAAUCAAAUUGCGUCUCUGAAAGCAAAUAAAAGAAAUGCUUAUAAGGACGGCACAACCACAGUUGAUCCCGUGUCGUCGCAGGAUAAGCUGAAACAACCAGAUUUCAAAAAAAGAAAAGUGGAGCCGCAAGGUGAAGAAGCCUGCGCUCGUAAUGCGCUACCGACCGCAUUACAGCCAGUACCAUUGGGGAAGCCUUCUUUUGGGCGACCUUCGAGGGGACAUCGCAACGGACGCUCGGUCAAGGACUUCGGAUCCCAUCCUCAGGUCUCGACCACCAGUCAGAUUAGAGCUCCGCUUCCGGCAUCGGUUCCGCAUCCCAUCGUAGUAGCCACCAACGGACAGUCGGGCGUUGAGCUAGGAAAAUUGGUAGUGAACAUCAUCGCCUUUAAACCAGCACAACUGCGAAUCCGUUCACUCAACGAUGUGCAGUACUUAAUCAAUUACGCCGAUCAUCCGCAGGAGUUCGUGCCGCAUACUGUAUGCAUCCACCAUAUCCCGGUGCACGUUGCGGAGUAUCUCGCUCAAACGCCGAUUAUGUGGCUCCAGCCGGAUUAGACGGUGUUUUCGCAUAGAAAUGCAGACGAUUAGCGUCCUCCUUGGGCCAAAACUGAAUCUUGGAAAAACUAUCUUCAGGUGGAUAAGAAGCCGAAUAAUUUUGAGUCGGUGCAAUAUAUCCCCAUACAUGUCCCGGGCUGCUUUCGAUUUGCUGCGAAUAAUAAGCCUGCGAUGGUCCAGGGCAGUAUACGGUUUUACCUUCUUCGGUGUUGACUGUUAAUUCCGAGUCAAAAUAAAGAGUGCUGUG